AUCACGAAUCCCAUAGUCUGACUGAAGCGGUCAUUUGGAAUAAGUAAAUAACCAAUUGCAUCGUAAUUUCACUGGCAUGAUUAAGCGCGGAAGGCUUAAAAACGUAUCGCAUGCAUUACACCUCAAUGGUCGCAUAUCACCUCAAAGGGUAUAUAUAGCUGCGUCUACGAGUCAAAACAACACUGGCGACGCGUGCCAAACAAUUUUAGCGGUUUGUUUUGUUCGUUAUACUGUAUAGGAUUAAGUUAUUAUUGUCUCUCUGCUUUCCGGGACUAAAUUAUGGAAUUUGGCUGGGACUCUAUCUGUGCAGUCGCAGUGCUAAUUAUUGCAGGCAUAGUUGGCUUCUUAUACUAUGUUGGUUACUUCUUCAAAGUGAAGAUAUCAGCUGGACACUCUGUUAUAUCUGAAGUGAAAGUAGCAUACAAGUUCCAUCAAGGAAAUUAUGAUUCGUGUGGGCCAUUCUUUAACGAAAUUGUUAAAUUGUACCCAAAUAAGCGUUGCAUGGGUAUUUAUUAUGAUAACCCUGAAGUGAUUGAUCCAAACAAAUGUCGCUACAUUGUUGGUGUGAUAAUUGCGGAGGGUGUUGGACAAGUUCCAGAGAAGACAGUAGUUGAGAACCUGCAAAGUCGUGGAUUUAAAAUUAUCACUUUUCCAAAAGUUGAAAAUUCUGUGAAAACCACCCAUCCAUUUACACUCACAAUAUCUGCAUACUUCGCUGGAUGGAAAGCUUAUCCAGCCUUGAUGAAAUACAUAAAGGAUCAGGGGCUUACUGCACAUCCUUUCCUGGAGAUAUAUUUUGAUCGAACCAUUCACUACAUGGUGCCGUUGUCCAAACAUGAUGAGUUCUAUGUCGAAGAAAUGGAGGGAUGAUUUUUGAAUUCUGUAAGAGGGCAUCAUUCUGAUACCUUCGAUUGAAUGACUUUGUAUUUUAAGCAAUAGUGUUAUUUAUACUAACCUCACAAUCGUUUAUAUCUAUGUAAAUAUGAUGUGGCUUGAGUUGUAUUUUCAAAUCUGCAGUCUUUCUGAUUUCUAUAAAAACUAAUGCUAUUUUGAAGUUUAUGGUAUACAAAAUAACUUUCGACAAUUUUCACUGACGGAAAUCACAGACAUUUGUUUUGCACUAACGUUUUUAUUCUUCUGUCUUUUUGUAAUCAUUUCAACCAAUUUCAUCUUGCCAAUUAUGUAAAUAUAUUAUAUAGCCAUUUCUAAUAAACUUUCGGUGUACCUUUC
Molecule: messenger RNA, 1230 nt
Organism: Styela clava
Lineage: Eukaryota; Metazoa; Chordata; Ascidiacea; Stolidobranchia; Styelidae
Product: testis-expressed protein 264-like
Biological process (GO): reticulophagy; protein-DNA covalent cross-linking repair
Cellular component (GO): nucleus; autophagosome membrane; replication fork
Source: RefSeq, a predicted model, not a curated record